This is a messenger RNA of Nannizzia gypsea CBS 118893, 369 nucleotides long. RefSeq lists its product as hypothetical. The transcript has a single exon. The coding region runs from base 1 to 369 and encodes 122 amino acids. NCBI's taxonomy places the organism in Eukaryota, Fungi, Ascomycota, Eurotiomycetes, Onygenales, Arthrodermataceae. The record is from RefSeq and is a predicted model, not a curated record.
AUGACUAUGAUGCCAUUAUUUCCGGCAAAACCUGCCUCUCAGACAGCGACUGGAACUUGGAGGCAAGUAUGUCUAGUUGCCAGUGUGGAUACACAUACCAUUAUCAACCCCAGAUAUGGCUGCGUUGGCGAGCUGCGGGAUUUCUCUUCGUACAGGCGGAGUACUCACGGAGGUGAAAAUGCGGAAUCUUAUUUCAUGCUUGAAUCGGUUCAACGGAAGGUAAAUAUGGAGUACGAAGCGCAAAGCACAACGCAUGAAUUAGCCGCGGGAUAUCUUCCUCUCCAUCAUGUAUCAUAUUUCGUGAAAGUGAGGUCGUGGAAAAAUAUGAGUUCUGGCUUGCAGAGUACCAACUACCAAAUCCAACUAUAG